GGCGGCGCGCGGCUGCCGCGCCGACGGAAAGGUAAGGGUCGCUCGGCGGGCGUGAGGAGGCGGCGACGGGCACGGAGAGCCAUGCUGCGCGCCUCUCUGCGACAGGUGUCGGCGGCGCUGAAGGAAGGACGAGUCGCUCCCACGGAGCUCUGCCAGCGAUGCCUGGCCCUCAUCAAAAGCACCAAGUUUCUGAAUGCAUACAUUACCGUAGCGGAAGAGACUGCUAUGAAGCAGGCUGAAGAAUCAGAGGAAAGAUAUAAAAGAGGUCAGCCACUGGGUAUUCUAGAUGGAAUUCCUGUUGCUGUAAAAGACAACUUUAAUACAGCUGGCAUUGAGACAACAUGUGCAUCAAAUAUGCUAAAAGGUUAUAUUUCUCCUUACAAUGCUACAGUAGUUCAGAAGUUACUGGAUCAGGGAGCUGUGCUUUUAGGUAAAACAAACCUAGAUGAAUUUGCAAUGGGUUCUGGGAGUACGGAUGGAGUAUUUGGACCAGUCAGAAAUCCCUGGAGUUAUUCAAAACAGUACAAGGAAAAGUCUGUCCCAAAAUCCCAUUCUGAAGAGUCUAACUGGGUAAUAACAGGAGGGAGCUCAGGAGGCAGCGCGGCUGCUGUGUCGUCUUUCACUUGUUUUGCAGCCUUAGGGUCAGACACAGGAGGAUCUACCCGAAACCCUGCUGCUCACUGUGGUGUUGUAGGUUUAAAGCCAACAUAUGGACUGAUCUCUCGCCAUGGUCUCAUUCCUCUAGUGAACUCCAUGGAUGUGCCAGGAAUCCUUACCAGAUGUGUGGAUGAUGCAGCAGUUUUGUUAGGUUCACUUGCUGGACAUGAUCCUAAGGACUCCACCACAAUUCAGGAUGACUUUGAGCCAUUUGAACUACCUAAUUUGACUGAUGUCAGCAAGCUUUCAAUUGGAAUUCCAAAGGAAUAUCAUGCACCAGGGCUGUCUAGUGAAAUUCUGGCUCUCUGGUCAAAGGCUGCUGACCUGUUUAAGAAUGCAGGUGCUAAAGUGGUUGAAGUGAGCCUACCACACACUCGUUACUCAAUUGUCUGCUAUCAUGUGCUGUGCACAGCAGAAGUGGCAUCAAAUAUGGCCAGGUUUGAUGGAUUGGAAUAUGGACAUCGUUCUGACAUGAAGGAUUCCACUGAAAGUAUGUAUGCUGCAACACGGCGAGAAGGCUUCAAUGAUGUCGUAAGAGGAAGGAUUCUAUCAGGAAACUACUUCUUGUUGAAACAGAACUAUGAGAAGUACUUUGUCAAGGCACAGAAAGUGAGACGUCUCAUUGCCAACGACUUUGUGAAGGUUUUCAGGAGCGGUGUUGAUAUUUUACUCACUCCCACCACUCUGAGUGAUGCAGCACCAUACACAGAAUUCAUCCAAGAAGACAACAGGACCCGCAGCACUCAAGAUGACAUCCUGACACAGGCUGCAAACAUGGCUGGUGAGCAGGGACAGGAGCUCAACUGUUUUCCCCUGCCUAGUCAUUUUACAUGUCCAGUUCCUUUAGGACUGCCAGCCAUAAAUGUUCCUACAGCUCUUUCAAAGAGAGGCUUGCCAGUUGGGCUUCAGUUCAUUGGACGUUCAUUCCAGGAGAAGCAGCUUCUCACUGUAGCCAAAUGGUUUGAAAAACAAGUACAAUUCCCAAUGAUUCAACUAGAAGAAGUAAAGAGGCAUGACAGUGGUGUCUUUCAGCAUCAGAAAUCUGCUUCUUUUUCAUAGCCUGGGACUUGCUAGUCAGCUAGAGCAAGAAAGCUGUGGGGAUGGUCAAGAAAUGAAUUUCUGCAGUUAAUUGUCUUUUGCAGAAGUAGUAAUCUGUUCUAAGAAGACGUUAUGCAGUAAUGCAUGAUGGAAUCACGACAGCUUGUUACAGUGUAAUUAAGCCAAAGUGAAUCAUUAAGUAAACAUUACCAUGUUAUUAAAAGCCAUUUCUUACUGAUACUAAAAACACCAAGUUGAAAUUGUGUGUGUUAUGCCUGCGAAGCUGAUUUUUUAAUCCCUAGAGGAUGUGUAAGGUAUCUGACCAAUUAAAGAACUAACCUGAA
Molecule: messenger RNA, 2039 nt
Organism: Vidua chalybeata
Lineage: Eukaryota; Metazoa; Chordata; Aves; Passeriformes; Viduidae
Gene: QRSL1
Product: glutaminyl-tRNA amidotransferase subunit QRSL1
Exons: 11
Coding region: 82-1716 (544 amino acids)
Biological process (GO): glutaminyl-tRNAGln biosynthesis via transamidation; mitochondrial translation
Cellular component (GO): mitochondrion; glutamyl-tRNA(Gln) amidotransferase complex
Molecular function (GO): glutaminyl-tRNA synthase (glutamine-hydrolyzing) activity
Source: RefSeq, a predicted model, not a curated record